Molecule: messenger RNA, 1080 nt
Organism: Klebsormidium nitens
Lineage: Eukaryota; Viridiplantae; Streptophyta; Klebsormidiophyceae; Klebsormidiales; Klebsormidiaceae
Source: the annotation of a GenBank genome assembly
AUGGCGCAGGGAGCCAUGGAUUCUGCGCUGACAGAGUGUGGCAGACUGGCAGAAGACAGGUUGGGCUUCCAACGAAGGUGCGCGGAACAGCUGCGAGCAAUCCGUGGGGUGGGUUUGGGUGGGACCUGCGGAGCGAGCGGAAAGAUGAGUGCGGAGCAGACGCAACGGUUUUAUGACGGGGCGCUCGCCAGCUUUGGGAAGAUUGCAGAGAAGAGCGUUAAUGAAGCCAGGCGAAACAAUCCUGCCAAAGCUGAGGUGGUGAAAUCAUUCCGCGUCGGUUAUGAGAAGAUGUUGCACGAGCAAGGGGUAAAGGUGCAACGGGCUAAAGUCUUUACAGAAGCGAAGCUGGAUGCUCUGCUGGCGCACCUUGCGCAGCUAAUCCAGGAUAGUUCCCCUGGUUUAGAGAGGUGUGUGAUGCUGACAGACCAGGCUGCCGUGCUAUACCUGUGGGAGACGCUCGCGCGGGGAAAGGAGUGCGGGCAGCUGCAGCGGCGGCAAGUAGAGUUGGAAGAGCAGGCGGCUUACCCGGGUUGGAGCAAGACGGUCCGGCAGGAGCCAAGCGCGCGGAUUCCGCUCGCGGCGCCGGACUCUCAAAGUCGCCUAACCUUCGUGGAGGCAGCCGAGGCGCUGCUCCUUGGCAUGGAGGACGGAGGGCAUUCAGUCGGAGGGGAUGGGUUCUUGUUCCGAGCCAUGAACAGGAGCCGGACCGGCUUUGUCAACGAGCCAAUGAGCAGUGAUACUCUGAGAAAAAGGUUGCAAAAACGGCUCAAAGAAGCCGGGUUGUUUGAGGGAGAAACUGUACAUAGCUUCCGCCGCUCUGCCGUUCAGCAUGCGGCUGUAAACCUGAACUACAACGUUAAGCAAUUAAUGGAGUUAGGGCGGUGGAAAAGUUAUGCCGCCUUCCGACUGUAUGUGGAGGAAGUGUGGCGCAAAAGAGUCCGCCAGUACGGUUCGGAGGGCGUCGACUGCAUAGCAGCCCGGCAUAUAGCGGGGGGUUACAAAGCGGUCCGCUACGUGCCACGUGUCGGAAGCGAAAAGGUCCACGACUGGCUGGCCGAAGAGCGAGAAGGCGGCCCUUAA